Molecule: messenger RNA, 1218 nt
Organism: Acromyrmex echinatior (Panamanian leafcutter ant)
Lineage: Eukaryota; Metazoa; Arthropoda; Insecta; Hymenoptera; Formicidae
Source: RefSeq, a predicted model, not a curated record
UAUAUUUUCACUGAGUAUAUUCGAAAUUGAAGACAAAUCUAUUAGCAAAUUUCCAGCAUCAUAAGCAAUUAGCAAUCACAAUUGCACAAAUUUGUGCAAUUUUGCUGAGACACGUUUUGCUAUUUGGAUCUCUAUUGAAUUAUUUCAUUAAAAUAAUUAAUAACUUGUAAAUAGAUUAAUAAUUACGCGCAAAUUUCUCACGAGAACGAGAUUGUCUAUAUAAAAAUAUGAAUGUAUAUACUCUAACGAAUAUUUCCCGACGAUUAUCCGUAUUAUAAAUUUCGUCAUUUUAUCAUAUCUUAUUACAAAUAAACAGAGAUCGUUAGGAAAGUUUCGAUGAAUGGAUACUAAGCCACACCACGCCACACAAAUCGCUCAGUGAACGCGUUGUUUUCUCUAUUUUCAGUCUGUGUUUAACAAUAAAAAAUGGUGAAAAAUUGUUGUGUUAAAGGAUGUAGCGCAUCGUGGCGACCAGAUGUUGAUGUAUCAUUUUUUAGUUUCCCGUUGAAAAAUAAGGAUUUGUUAAAGGAGUGGUUGGAAAUUGUGCCAAUAAGUAGUAAUAUUUCAAAAUAUUCUCAAAUAUGCAGCGUUCAUUUUGACGAAUCACAGUACGAAUGUUUUUCUGGUAGACGAUUCUUAAAAAAGAAUGCAGUUCCUAGUAUAUUUCCGGAGGAUAUAGCCAAAUUUAAAGAAAUAGUUGAAGAAGUGGAAAAAUUAUAUCCAAAAUAUCAAAAUGUUGUGUUGGAAAGUAUAAAUAACAAUAAUUUUCAUGAUCAUUCUUAUUCGAAAAUGCAAGAGACAUUUCUUGUGUCGUCAGUAUUAAAUGAAACAGACAAAGCAAUACAGGUCACUCCUCGAACUCAGAGCGUAAGUACGCAAACAUCAUCAAGAGCAACUGAAAAAGAAAAAGAAUUACGAUAUCGAAUUAAGAGUCUUCAAUCCAAACUGCGUCGCAAAGAACUGAAGGAACUGAAGAAUAUGAGGAUACCGAUUAAAUAUUCACCGAUUGUUAAAACAUAUAAAAAAAAAUUGUGAAUGCUUAUAUUAUAGUUGGAUCACUUGUGUACUAAAAGUUUUAAAUGAUUAUUUGAUUUUUGCUAGAAUAAGAAUAUUAUAUAAUUCUCUCAAUGUUUUAUAUUGCUGAUAUUAAAAAAAAAUGUAUAGAUAUUAGUUAAGCAUAGGCUUCUUUUCCUGUUAUUAAUUUUUAUAUCAGCAUUA